AUGUUUGAUAAGCAUCAGCUGGCCGCCCAGGAGUUGGGCAUGAGCCCAUCGUCUCCGUCUGUGCAGUUUGAGCCCACCUUUGACACGCCUGUCGAGGAUCCUACUGCAUCAAUGCUCUUUGUAGAACCGGAGACAUCCCUACAGUGCCCACCCCAGCCCUUUCAGUCCUACCUUUUCAGUGAGACACCUCCAGUUGUCUACGUGGCAUCCUUUGUCAGUGACCAGGAGGCCCAGCAUCUGAUUCAGAAGAGCGAGCAAGCGUUCAGUCCUGCCUACGUCUAUGAAUCCGGUAACACACAGAUCGAUACCACUGCCAGGAAAUCUCACACGGCCAUUCCCGACAGAGAUCAUGUUGUUCGUUGCAUCGAGCAACGCGCACGCGUGAAUCAACAUUGGGAGCCCGGUAUGACGGUGGAAGCCCUAUCCGUGCAGCGAUACCAGGAGAAUGGAUUCUUCAAGCAUCACUAUGAUUCUUUCGGAAAAGGAUUCAAAAAAGAUCGGAAGAGUACCCUAAACGUGUUCUUGCACGCCAACUGCACUGGAGGUGGAACACACUUCCCCUAUUUACGUGUGCCGGAAGAUAAGCGUUGGUGUCAGUACAUCGACUGUGAAUCCGACCAGGAAGGGGUCACUUUCAAGCCGAUCUCUGGUAAUGCUUUAUUCUGGGAGAAUAUCCAAGCCGACGGAACCGUGUGGCCAGAGACACUCCAUGCUGGCAUGCCGGUUUUAUCUGGCACAAAGAUCGGAUUGAAUAUUUGGACAUGGACGAAGGAUCGUGCAAUAUGA
Messenger RNA from Aspergillus tanneri, 786 nucleotides. Its product is annotated as oxidoreductase, 2OG-Fe(II) oxygenase family. The record is from RefSeq and is a predicted model, not a curated record. NCBI's taxonomy places the organism in Eukaryota, Fungi, Ascomycota, Eurotiomycetes, Eurotiales, Aspergillaceae. Bases 1 to 786 code for a protein of 261 amino acids. Gene Ontology annotation, molecular function: procollagen-proline 4-dioxygenase activity; iron ion binding; L-ascorbic acid binding. Gene Ontology annotation, cellular component: endoplasmic reticulum. The transcript is spliced from 3 exons. Gene Ontology annotation, biological process: peptidyl-proline hydroxylation to 4-hydroxy-L-proline.